AUUCAUCCGUGGCAAUUUCUCUCUGUUGCAAUUCUCUUUUCUUUCCUUCUCUCCCACUUCUGCCGUCAGACGUGGCACAGAGAGACGCCCCCUCAGCUGGAGAAAUCGAGGGUUGAAGAACCCUUUGCUGGCCAUCCACGUGCUGCCCCAACCAACUUCUACUGCUGUUGGCGCAGAUAAUUGUGUUAAAUCCGAGCGCCCACUUGACCCAGGCUGCCACUCAACAACAUCUUCAAUCGCUUUUGUUGACCUUUGGACUGAGUAUCCAUCGGAGUCGCAAACGUCGAUUGAGCAGUCGACCUGCCCGUCCGAACCUCCGCAACAGGUAUUGCGACCACACAGACGCUUGUGGGGGAUUUUGGAGCAUUGAGUGUGCUCUUCCGCAGCCAGCCUUUGCAGCGGGGUUUUACAACAACGCAAACACAAUCACCGAGAGAGAUUGGACUGCAAGACAGCCCAAGACUACCUUACAAUGACGCCCACGCCUCCCUCUGCGAACUCGUCGCAUUCUGGCGCCUCUCCCGACCAAUUCCGAGUCGUGCGCAAGCGGAACCGAAUCCCCUUAUCGUGCGCGCCGUGCAGACACCGAAAGCUGAAAUGCAAUCGACAGUCUCCCUGCGAUAACUGCACAAAACGAGGAGAUACCGCCUCCUGCACCUACGCCGCUCCCGCGGCGAGGAAGAAGGGCAGCCAAAGUCAGAAUGCUGCCAACGCGACCCCGGAUGAUAUGCAGAAUCGGAUAGACCGGCUUGAGGGAUUGGUCCUGUCACUCAUGACCAAUGGCUCACAAGCAGCUGGUCCAGCAGCCGCUGCCCAGGCACUUUCGGCCGGGUCGAGUACUAUGGAAAGUGGAUCGUUGGGGCCGAAUCUCGACAAUGAAUUGGAAGAGAGCGCGAUGAUGGAUGAUGCAGAUGGCCAAGAACCUGAAAGUGAGACGGAUGGUGUGACCAAGAGCUUUGGGAUUUUGAAGGUUGACGCUGAGAAGCAAAAGACCUUUUAUAUCGGCGAAGCGCAUUGGGCAGCCCUACUAAAUGAGAUUGGCGAAGUCAGGAACUAUUUCGUCGCCCACAAAAAAGAGUAUGAGGCCCAGAUGGAAAAAGUCGAGCAGGCCAGGAAAUCCAUGGGUGCGGACGUGGGGUCAGGCCCAGCUCUACUCUUCGGCUCUACUAUUCCACCCAGUCGAGCCGAGAUUCUCGCACAAAUACCAUCACGGUACAUGUCUGAUAUCCUGAUCGGACGAUACUUCAAUACCUUUGACCCAGCCACUCACAUCCUGCACGGCCCGACAUUUCAGCGACAUUACAAUCAGCAUUGGGCAGAUCCGUCCAAGAGCUCGAUUGUUUGGGUGGCCAUGCUGUUCUCCAUGAUGCGUUUGGCCAUGUUAUCUUAUGGACGGGAAGGUGAUGAACCUCCCGAGUUUCGAGGCAAAUGUCAGGACCUGGCCGCGAAUUUCCGCACGCAAAUGGCUCACUGUCUCAUCACGGCCGAUUACACAAAGCCACACAACUAUAUUAUCGAGACGCUUAUAUUCCAUCUGCAUGCGGAGUAUACUUCCAACCGAGAUGCUGAAGCCAGUGUCUGGGUGCUGGUUGGCAUGAUUGCUCGUCUCGCCAUGCGGAUGGGCUAUCACCGCGACGCGAAGCUGUUUCCCAAUUUGAGUCCAUUCCAAGGUGAGAUGCGGCGUCGUGUCUGGACAUUUGUACGCAGUGCCGAUCUUCUCUUUUCCUUUCAAGUGGCGUUGCCAUCGAUGAUUCGCAUUGGCGACUCCGACACGGAAUUGCCGCGCAACAUCUACGACGACGAGUUCGAUGAAGAUUCUGCGUCAUUGCCACCGGCUCGUCCUGCCAGUGAAGCAACGCCAAUCUCCUACAUGAUUGCAAAGGGUCGACUGUCGUUUGGUUUCGGACGAGUUUUGGAGGAGAUUAAUGGAGUCAACCGCAAAGGGUACGACGAGGUCCUCAAGAUUGAUCGUGGAUUGAGAGAUAUCUACGAGAGUAUUCCCGAUCAUCUGAAGCUUCGACCAAUGGCAGAACAAACGCUAGCACCCAUUUCACUGAUCAUGGCUCGCUUUAGCCUCGCCACGGUUUACCACAAGUCCCAAUGUGUCCUCCACCGCCGGUACAUGCGGCUUGCCAGAAAUGGGAACCGAUAUACACAUUCGCGAAAGCAGUGUCUAGACUCGGCCAUGCAACUACUGAGCUUCCAGGCCAUUCAACAUCAGCAGAGCCGGGAACGCGGACGAUUGAGGAGUCUACGCAACCAUGUGAACUCACUGACUGCGCACGACUAUCUCCUGGCAGCAACAAUCGUCUGCAUGGACCUAUACAAUCACCGAGAGCGGCCUGAUGGCAACAACAACGAUGUGAGCACUCCGAAUACUUCGGUUAGUGGCGGCAGUAUCAGCCAAGGCAGCAACAUGUCGUCAGACGGAGCUUAUGCGCCUGGACUCAGUUACAAUCGCGAAGACCUCAUCCAUGCAUUGGAAGAGAGCCGCGAUGUGUGGAUGGCGAACCGUGACCUGAGCAUCGAGGCUUAUAAGGCCAGCGAGCUUCUGAACGUGCUGAUCUAUCAUAUAAAGCUGCCAUUUUUGCCGAGUAACCCACAGAACUCGCAACUUCCAGGAGCAUCUCAGCAGCCUCAGGGUUCGAACAACGACGAGCAGAACGCGGCGAUGACUCUGGGCAUGCUUCAAGCUGGAGCCAUCGGCUCCAGUGGACAGAACGGAGGCAUUUCACAGGCGGCGUCACCAGGUGGUUCGUGGGAAAAGGGAGGGUUGUAUCCCAAUUUCGGCACCAAUGGCGAACAAUUCAAUACGGGCAUUUUUGGAGCGGCGAAUGCGACAAGCCCAUUCCCCAGCGGGUGGUUUGGCGGUGCGAUGGGCAACCUGGACCAAGGCAUGAAUUUGGAUUGGGAGGCAUGGGAUCAAUACAUGCAGCCCUCGAAUCUCACACUCGAUCCAGCAGCGAGCUUGUGGUCGAACAACUCGCCCAAUAACAACCUGUUCACGCAGACGUCAUCUCCUGAAAACACUAGCACGGACGCGACCUUCGGGAUGAGCACGGGGUCUAGUUUCUAUCCUCAGACCAUAGGAAGCAUGAUGAGCGGGUCGACACCAGACCUCACCAAAGCCGAAGGGUCUGGGCAGACGCAGCAAAUGCCCAACUUGAGUGCAACUUCCACCACGAGUGCGAACAACGACAACAGCGCUGCGGGAGAGGUGUUUAUGGGCGUGCAGAGUCCGCAGGUGGCGAGUUGGAAGUGGACCGUGAUGAGUGACAAGAAAUGAGGUUUUGAUAUUUUGAGAGUGAUACCCGCCCUUGGUUUGUAACGAUAUAGCUGAUGGUCAGAAAAGGGACAUGGAUUACGCUGAGAAAGCAGAGGGAAACAAAUGGGAAACGCCAGAGGGAUUGUGUGUAGACGAGAGAUGAGCUUCAGUUACCUACAUAGGUACCGGGAUGUAUGAGGGAAGGCCCAUCGAGGCUGCGGACAAAAUGUAAAAGGAACGCUCUCUGGGGGGUUAUCUCUGCUCGGGUGAGUUUGCCCGUCUCGAUUGUGCAUCUGUCGAGGAUAUGAGUCGUCUAUACGUCAAACGGGGAGCCCGAGCUGAACAAGGCCAAGGCGCAGAGGGCUGCAUUGAUACACGUACAUGGCAGCAUGGCUACUGGAACUCGCUGGUGGGCGGUGACCUCUCAGGCUCUGACCUCCCCGGGUCAUUCUGUUCCCG
This is a messenger RNA of Cladophialophora immunda, 3724 nucleotides long. RefSeq lists its product as uncharacterized. The record is from RefSeq and is a predicted model, not a curated record. Gene Ontology annotation, molecular function: DNA-binding transcription activator activity, RNA polymerase II-specific; RNA polymerase II cis-regulatory region sequence-specific DNA binding; zinc ion binding. Gene Ontology annotation, cellular component: nucleus. Lineage: Eukaryota; Fungi; Ascomycota; Eurotiomycetes; Chaetothyriales; Herpotrichiellaceae. The transcript is spliced from 2 exons. Gene Ontology annotation, biological process: regulation of transcription by RNA polymerase II; DNA-templated transcription. The coding region runs from base 473 to 3286 and encodes 937 amino acids.